This is a messenger RNA of Clunio marinus, 282 nucleotides long. The record is from the annotation of a GenBank genome assembly. Lineage: Eukaryota; Metazoa; Arthropoda; Insecta; Diptera; Chironomidae.
AUGGUAAACAUUGAAAGCAAAAAGGCAAGCACAACUGUCAUAAAAGCCAGACAUGUCGACUUCAGUUUCAUUAGACAAGUCUCGUCAGUUGCAUUAGCAAAAAAAAGAAGAAAAAAAUUUGAGCAGACAACAAUAAUGAGUCAGUUUAAUUGCAAAGCAAGUUGCACAAUCAUUGUCGGUGCGAUUCUCAUGGUUAGACAAACAGCGAAACAAAAACGUAAAGAAAAACAUAAAAAAUGUUGGGAUUAUAGGCAAGAUCAUGGUCAAGAUUCUGAACUUUAA